This is a messenger RNA of Prunus avium (sweet cherry), 3859 nucleotides long. Its product is annotated as E3 ubiquitin ligase PARAQUAT TOLERANCE 3. The record is from RefSeq and is a predicted model, not a curated record. Lineage: Eukaryota; Viridiplantae; Streptophyta; Magnoliopsida; Rosales; Rosaceae. Gene Ontology annotation, biological process: ubiquitin-dependent protein catabolic process; protein ubiquitination; mRNA processing. Gene Ontology annotation, molecular function: nucleic acid binding; zinc ion binding; ubiquitin protein ligase activity. Gene Ontology annotation, cellular component: nucleus.
CAAAACAAAAACAAAAACAAAAGGAAAUUAGAAAAAAGCAAAACAAAACCCAACGCUCAGAGCUCUCUCUCUCUCUCUCUCUCUCUCAAAUUUCUCUGAACCAAACCCUAGCAGCCUGGCUGUUCGUAAUGAUUAUAAGCCUACACAGAUGUCCUAGUGCUUGAAAACCAUCACCAGUUUCACAAAUUUCAAGCGGUUUCUCUCUGAAAGAUUUGGGUUUUCUCGGUUUUGGCGUGUCAGAAGCUCUCGGAAUUCGUGAAUUUUUCCUCGGUGCUAUAUGCGUACGGCCAACCAAUCGGCGACUUUGGAGCAAUUGUACCAUCCAUUCGCUCAUCAGAAUCGGUUCCUCAGCCUAGGGUUUUCUGAUUCUCUCAGGCUAUUUGUAAGGAUCGGUGCGAAGACAAGCGCAGAGGGCUUUUUCUAAUUUCACUGAGAUCUGUGAAAUUUGAUUCGAAUUGCGACGAUCGGCGGAGGAUUGAAUCUGUGGUGGCUCUCGGAACCUAUUUUGAUUCGAAGCAUCUGCUCAAUGAUCGGUUAUUGAAGGAAUUGAAUCGAACCGAAGAGAGGAGAUUGGCGUAUGGUCGGCGAAGAAGCUUCUGAAGAGCUCUCUCUCCCUGUUCUUCUGCGGUGGUUUGAUUGUUCGAUCUCAAUAGAUUAAUCGAAGAAAAAAGAAAACGAAAAGAUCUUCAAUUUUUUUGUACUGUUUGAUUUUUGUUUUUGGGAGUUUAAUACAAGGCCUUUAUAUUUUUAUUGGCCUUUGAUUAUCGUUCUCCUCGGGGCGUUUGUUUGUUCUUGUUGUGGUAUUAUUAUACAUAUUUCUAUUUUUUUGGAAGAAAAAAAAAGUAUUGACCAUGGCGGUGUAUUAUAAAUUUAAGAGUGCAAGAGAUUAUGAUUCAAUUGCUAUGGACGGUCCUUUCAUCUCAGUUGGUAUUUUGAAAGAAAAAAUAUUUGAAUCCAAGCACUUAGGGAGGGGUACUGAUUUCGACCUUGUGGUCACCAACGCCCAGACCAAUGAAGAGUAUCUUGAUGAAGCAAUGUUGAUUCCAAAAAAUACUUCAGUUUUAAUUCGACGCGUACCUGGACGGCCUCGCAUGCCAAUUGUUACUGAUUCAGAGCCAAAAGUGGAAGAUAAGGUGGAAUAUACUGAACCAGAAAGGACUAGCUUUCUGGCAGCUGAUUCAUCUGCCAUGAAAUAUCCUGAUGAGUCAGAUUGGGAUGAUCUUGGAGGUGAUUUGUAUGAAAUUCCUGAAGUCUUGCCAGUGCAGACAAGUUAUCAGGCUCCGGAUGUUCAGCCAACAAAUAAAGCCGAUGAAGAUAGCAAGAUUAAGGCUUUAAUCGACACUCCAGCCUUGGACUGGCAACAGCAAGGUCCUGAUGGCUUUGGUCCUGGUAGAGGUUUUGGCAGGGGUAUGGGUGGAAGAAUGAUGGGUGGACGUGGUUUUGGUCGAGGAGGAGGGGGGUUGGAGAGGAAAACACCUCCACAGGGCUAUAUUUGUCACAGGUGUAAGGUUCCUGGUCAUUUUAUUCAGCACUGCCCUACAAAUGGUGAUCCAACUUAUGACAUAAAAAGAGUGAAGCCACCCACUGGCAUUCCCAAGUCCAUGCUGAUGGCAACCCCAGAUGGCUCAUAUGCAUUGCCAAGUGGUGCAGUAGCUGUUUUGAGGCCAAAUGAGGCUGCUUUCGAGAGAGAGAUUGAAGGUUUACCAUCUACACGGUCUGUUGGUGAUCUACCCCCCGAGCUACACUGCCCGUUGUGCAAGGAAGUAAUGAAAGAUGCUGUGUUAACGAGCAAGUGUUGCUUUAAGAGCUUUUGUGAUAAGUGUAUCCGGAACUACAUUAUGUCCAAGUCAGUGUGUGUCUGUGGGGCUACAAAUACACUGGCAGACGAUCUACUGCCAAAUAAGACACUCAGGGAUACAAUCAAUCGAAUCUUGGAAUCUGGGGGUAACAGUAGUGCUGACAAUGCUGGGAGUACUUUCCAAGUUCAAGAUAUGGAGUCUGCACGCUGUCCACAACCCAAGAUUCCUUCUCCAACUCAAUCUGCUGCAUCAAGGGGAGAAGAACUACAGCUAUCUUUGAAUAAAGAAAUCCCGAAGAUACAGGAAACCGCAGAUGAGGUAAAGCCUGUUGUUGCCCCACAGCAGAUUUUAGAGAAAGUGAGGACUAUAAAAGUGGCUGAUGUAUCUGAAGCUACACAUGAGUCAAUGAGUGUGAAGGAACCAGCAUCGCAAGGGAGUGCUCCACUUGUUGAGGAAGAAGUGCAACAAAGGCUGGCUUCUGGGGAGGCAGGAAAGAAAAGGAAAAAGAAGAAAGUUCGCAUGCCUGCGAAUGACAUGCAAUGGAGAACCUCACAAGAUCUUGCAGCUGAUAACUAUAUGAUGCCUAUGGGCCCCGGUGCUUAUAAUCCUUACUGGAAUGGCAUGCAACCUGGCAUGGGUAUGGAAGGAUAUAUGGCACCAUAUGGUGGUCCUAUGCCAUAUAUGGGUUAUGGACUAGGCCCAUUGGACAUGCCAUUUGGGGGUUUUGGUCCACAGGACUCGUUCGGUGCUCAAGGUUAUAUGAUGCCCAUGGUUCCGCCUCAGAGGGAUUUGGCUGACUUUAGCAUGGGCAUGAAUGGCAUGAAUGGCAUGAAUGGGAUGAAUGGGAUGAAUGGCAUGAAUGGCAUGAAUGUUGGACCCCCUGUCAUGAGCAGAGAGGAAUUUGAGGCUCGAAAAGCUGAUUUGAGGCGGAAGCGUGAAAAUGAGAGACGAGGCCAAACCAGGGAGUUCUCUAAAGAUCGGGAAUUCGGAAGGGAAGUGAGCAGCGGUGGCGGCGAUGGCACUUCUAUGAAAUCCAAAUCUAAGUCAAUUGCUCGAUCACCAAGUCCAGACUACAGCAACAGCCACCAGCAUCGUCACAGACGCGAGAGGUCAUCUCCAGAACGAAGGCCCUCACGUGACCCACGUGACCUGGAGCCACAGCCACCGCGUCCUCCCAAGAGAAAAUCAGACCACCACGACAGAGAUCGCGAACGCGCCCAAGACCGAGAUCGAGGUCGAGACUAUGACGAUUACCACGACCACCACGAGGAUGACCAGCAGCAGCGUCAGAAACGACAUCGUUCUGAUUCGUCCUCUGCAAAACCACCACCUUCCACUGAAACAACAACAGCAUCGGCCAAACCUGCCUCCUCCUCCUCUACGGCAUCAGCUGCAGCAGCUGCCGCAGCGGCGGCGGCGGCGGAGCGCAAGCACAAGGCAAGCGUGUUUUCUCGCAUAAGCUUUCCGGAGGGGGAAGUGAGCAAGAAGCGGGCUCGCGCGGCUUCUCCUUCGGCGACGGAGGAUAACAAGACGUCGUCGGCACAUCAUCACAAGGAGUCGUCUUCGUCGUUGGCAAAUGGAUCGGCGUACGACGAGUAUAAAACGACGUCGUCGUCGACUGCCAAGGCUGGGAGUGGCGGAAGUGGAAGUAGAAAGGCUAUGGUUAGCGCUGCUGCUUCUAUGGAGUAUGAGUCGAGCGACGACGACAGGCACUUCAAGAGGAAGCCGUCGAGGUACGAGGCGUCGCCGCCGCAGAAGGCAGAGCAGGAAGAGCCCAGGCACUCCAGAGGCAGCACCAGGGAUCAUCGGGAUCGCAGGCAUAGAUAGAGAGAGAGAGAGAUCAGAUAAGAGUAGAUCAGAAGAAGAGAUCAAACAGUGGGCCUCAUUGGCAAUUUGCUGUUUUUUUGUUUUGCUCUUUUUCCCUCUCUCUCUCUCUCUCUCUCUCUUCUUUUGGGCCGUGGAGGUGAUUGUAUCACUGUAUAUGUUAGAGGCCCAUGGGCCACGGGAGCAAUUGCUUGCUUGUUCCUGCUUUAAAAUUGAAAUUUGAUAUUUUUGUUUAA